Molecule: messenger RNA, 1785 nt
Organism: Lolium rigidum
Lineage: Eukaryota; Viridiplantae; Streptophyta; Magnoliopsida; Poales; Poaceae
Product: cytochrome P450 98A1
Exons: 3
Coding region: 16-1551 (511 amino acids)
Molecular function (GO): heme binding; monooxygenase activity; iron ion binding
Source: RefSeq, a predicted model, not a curated record
GCCACAGCCACCACCAUGGACGUGGCCGCGCUGCUCCCCUUCGCGCUCGCGCUGGUGGCGAUCCCGAUCUCGCUGGCCCUCCUCGACCGGCUCCGCCUGGGCCGGCUCCCGCCGGGCCCGCGCGCGUGGCCCGUGGUGGGCAACCUGCGGCAGAUCAAGCCGGUGCGCUGCCGCUGCUUCCAGGAGUGGGCGGGCCGCUACGGGCCCAUCAUCUCCGUCUGGUUCGGCUCCUCGCUCACCGUCGUCGUCUCCACCUCCGACCUCGCCAAGGCCGUGCUCAAGGAGCACGACCAGCAGCUCGCCGACCGGCCCCGCAACCGCUCCACGCAGCGCUUCAGCCGCGACGGCCAGGACCUCAUCUGGGCCGACUACGGCCCGCACUACAUCAAGGUGCGCAAGCUCUGCAACCUCGAGCUGUUCACGCAGAAGAGGCUCGAGGCGCUGCGACCCAUCCGGGAGGACGAGGUCACCGCCAUGGUCGAGUCCGUCCACCGCGCCUCCACCGCCGGUAAUGAAGGAAAGCCAUUGGUAGUGAGGAAUUACCUUGCUAUGGUUUCCUUCAACAAUAUAACAAGGCUAGCUUUUGGGAAGCGGUUCAUGAAUGCAAAUGGUGAUAUUGACGAAGAAGGGCAGGAGUUCAAGAUUAUUGUCAACAACGGGAUCAAAAUUGGUGCAUCCCUCUCAGUUGCUGAAUACAUUUGGUACUUGAGAUGGCUCUGUCCACUUAAUGAGGAGCUUUACAACACCCACAAUGAGAGAAGGGAUCAUCUGACGAAGAAGAUCAUAGAAGAGCAUGCAAAGGCCCUCAAGGAGAGUGGUGCCAAGCAGCACUUUGUGGAUGCACUGUUCACUCUCAGAGAACAGUAUGACCUUAGUGAUGACACAGUUUUUGGACUUCUAUGGGACAUGAUCACUGCUGGAAUGGACACAACAGUCAUAUCAGUCGAGUGGGCCAUGGCAGAGCUGGUCAGGAACCCCAGGGUGCAGAAGAAGCUGCAAGAGGAGCUGGACAGUGUCGUUGGCCGUGACCGUGUCAUGUUGGAGACAGACUUCCAAAACCUGCCCUACCUGCUAGCUGUCGUCAAGGAGUCUCUCCGUCUGCACCCGCCGACGCCUCUCAUGCUGCCCCACAAGGCCAGCACGAGCGUCAAGGUCGGCGGCUACAACAUCCCCAAGGGCGCCAAUGUCAUGGUGAAUGUGUGGGCGAUUGCCCGCGACCCCAAGGUGUGGAACAACCCACUGGAGUUCAGGCCCGAGCGCUUCUUGGAGGAGAGCAUCGACAUCAAGGGCAGUGACUUCAGGGUGCUGCCCUUCGGCGCUGGGCGGAGGGUGUGUCCUGGUGCGCAGCUCGGGAUCAAUCUCGUCGCCUCCAUGAUCGGGCACCUCCUGCACCAUUUUGAAUGGUCUCUGCCGGAGGGCACCAGGCCAGAGGAUGUUAAUAUGAUGGAGUCCCCUGGGCUUGUCACGUUCAUGGGCACGCCGCUGCAGACUGUCGCCAAGCCGCGCCUGGAGAAGGAGGAGCUGUACAAGAGGGUCCCGGUUGAGAUGUGAGCAGCCUGCGCUGCUUGGCAUGUUACGAUUUGCUGCUUUCAGCUAGGUGCUGGAUAGAGCUCAUGUUGUUGUAAUUGUGAGGUGUUAAUUGCCAUUUGAAUCUCAAAGUUACGGGGGCGGAUUGAUUCUAGCUUGAUUAUUUACUUGUUCUUUUUCUCAUACAGUUUUGUUUUUUAACAAUAUAACAACUCAUGUUAGACAAUGUAUUUCCCCACCUGAUACAAUCCACGUAAA